This is a messenger RNA of Pieris macdunnoughi, 1080 nucleotides long. The record is from the annotation of a GenBank genome assembly. NCBI's taxonomy places the organism in Eukaryota, Metazoa, Arthropoda, Insecta, Lepidoptera, Pieridae.
AUGGCCAUUAAACCGCAGGAGAAUAUAGACCCAUCUCCAUACAGCCUCUCGCCGGUGUCUGCAAAAUCACAGAAGUUGCUUCGGUCCCCACGGAAAGCGACAAGAAAGAUCUCUCGGAUACCUUUCAAAGUACUAGAUGCUCCAGAUCUUCAAGAUGACUUCUACCUAAAUCUGGUGGACUGGUCAGGCCAGAAUGUUCUCAGCGUCGGCUUGGGUAGCUGUGUCUAUCUUUGGAGUGCGUGUACUAGCCAAGUAACUCGACUUUGCGAUUAUUCGUCAGAUGGCAACACCGUAACAUCUGUGGCAUGGAGCGAGCGAGGCCACCACGUGGCUGUUGGCACACAGAAAGGUCAUAUCAGUGUAUGGGAUGUGGCUGUCAAUAAAGAGGUAUCAAAUCUUCAAGGACACGUAGCUCGCGUGGGCGCUUUGGCAUGGAACGGCGACACGCUAAGUUCCGGCUCUCGGGACCGACACAUCAGACAGCGGGACACGCGGGCACCCAAUGCAACUUCAUCACGGAUACUACAAGGGCAUAGACAAGAGGUGUGUGGAUUAAAGUGGUCUCCUGAUGGACAGUUGCUCGCUUCAGGAGGCAACGAUAACAAACUCUUUGUUUGGUCUAUGCAUUCUCCAUCGCCAGUGCAAACAUAUUCGGCCCAUGUAGCAGCGGUGAAGGCCAUCGCCUGGUCUCCGCACCAGCACGGCCUUUUGGCCUCAGGCGGAGGAACGGCAGAUCGCUGCAUACGUUUCUGGAAUACGCUGACUUCCCAGCCCAUGCAGUGUGUCGAUACCGGCUCACAAGUUUGCAACCUUGCAUGGUCUAAACACUCGAGCGAACUGGUCUCAACACACGGAUAUUCGCAGAACCAAAUACUUGUUUGGAAGUAUCCUUCGCUAACGCAGGUCGCAAAGCUAACCGGUCACUCAUAUAGAGUGCUUUACCUGGCCUUGUCCCCGGAUGGUGAGGCGAUCGUGACCGGCGCAGGAGACGAAACACUCAGAUUCUGGAACGUUUUCUCGAAAACACCUUCACAUAAAGAAAAUAAGAGCGUUUUAAACCUCUACACGGCUCUUAGAUAA